GACCCUGUUUGGAACUUGAAUGAAAUCAAACCAAAUAAAAUGGAUUCGAUUGGAUUACAACUAUUGUCAUACAAAAUAAAGACCGCAGCUUUACCGGUACGAGUCAUAGGAGAAGCAUAGGCCUAAGUUUUUGUCAAAAAAAUUUCUUUAUAUUUUCCAGACCGAGGGUCGGUCUUUCGCAUCAUGGUUCUUUUUGAUCAGAUAUGUAACACAAACCCUAAAGUGUGCAGAUUUUGUGUGAAUGAGAAUGAUAAAUAAAGCAUGAUUCGUAGAUAAUGCAUGGAGUUAGCACUGCAUGCAGACUGAUCAAUGUAAACUAAGUUCCUCUGCGUCGACACGCUGUAAUCGGAUGCCGUGUAUCAUUGUGUCACUAAUUGAGGUUAUUAACUUCAACGAUUAAUGAUGACAGAGUGUUUUUCCUUACAUCAGAAGAGAAUGUGGAUAACUAUAGCCAUUUAUUUGAACUUGGGAUUUGUUCAUUCUUUGCUUUAUGUCGAGGAACAAAAUUUAAAACCUUAUAAAAUACUGGUGAGCAUGACUGACCCGACCAGCAUGCACAGUCGGACUAGUCAAAUGGCAGUAGUAUCAAAGGCUCUUCUUGAACGAGGGCAUUCUAUCACUCUUUUGGUCCCUUCAAACAAGGGUAUCAAAGGUUUUGAGGAAGCAUUCAACCAUGUGGUCGUCUACGACGUCGCUUUCAAGCAGCCUGAAGUUGACGAGUUAAAAGGGCAGAUGAUGCGGACUGCACUUGGGCUACCCGAUGACGAACCGGGAUGGAAUCUCCUACGGCCGUUGGCCAUCGUCGAUCGCUAUCUGACAUUCUUCACGAAAAGCUGCUAUGGUGUUUUCGAUAAUGAAACCAUCCUAGAACAACUGGAAAAAGGUGGAUUUGAUCUCAUGAUUCAGAACGCAAUCAACCCAUGCGACGUAUUGUUGUCUGAGAGCCUGAACAUACCCUACGUCACCAUGACGUCAUCGAUUCGGCAAACCUUCUUUGACGAGGACACUGUCUCCAUUCCGACACCUACUUCGUAUGUGCCCUUCUCCCUCUCAAAAUCUUUCACAGACGACAUGCCUUUCUUGCAAAGAACUUCGAAUUUUCUUUUCCGCCAUGCGAUUGGAUCUUGCAUGAAAUGGUACGCGCAUUCCUUGUUUUCAGAGAUCCAGAUAAAACAUGAUGUUUCUGUCCACAAGACAUUUGGCGAGCUAGUAGGGAGAUCCAAAUUAUGGCUUGCUCAUACUGAUUUCAGUCUAGACUUUCCAAGACCCAUUGGUCCUGCUUGGAUACCUGUCGGAGGGUUACUUCAUUCCGAGACUAAUCCCAUUCCUCAGGACUUGGAAAACUUUGUCCGCGGUGCGGGGAAACACGGUGUCAUCAUCUUCAGUUUGGGUUCCAUGGUUACGUCACUAAUGGAUGGUGAACUUGACGAACUUUUUGCCAAGGUGUUUAGCGAGCUUCCACAACGGGUUCUUUGGCGAUAUGUCGGGCCGAAGCCACGUGGCCUGGGAAAGAACACACGAGUAAUGGAAUGGUUGCCUCAAAAUGAUUUGUUAGGUCAUCCGCAGACACGACUCCUGAUCUACCACGGGGGGAUCAACGGCGUUUACGAGGCCAUCUACCACAAGGUUCCCAUGGUCUUGCUACCAAUCUUUGCUGAUCAGCCCGCCGUGGGGGCUCGAGUAUCCAAGAAAGGCAUGGGGGUUGUCUUGGACAGGGCAAAGCUGUCGCACGACACCAUCAAGGCUGCCAUAGAGGAAGUCAUCAACAAUCCAAGGUAUAAAGCCAAUAUCGAACAUUACGGAUCCAUCCACCGCGACACCAUCGCCAGUCCGCUAGAAACCGCGGUUUUCUGGAUCGAGCACGUACUCAAAUUCGGAGGCGAUCACCUACGAUUAAGAGGUCGAGACCUGAAUUUCUUCGUCCUAAAUUCAUUCGAUGUCCUAGCCUUUUUCAUAGUUAUAUCCCUCGUCACCCUCUGUACUAAUUAUCUUAUACUUCGAACUUGCUAUCGAUGCUGCUGUAGCAGAAACACUCGGAAACAAAAGUCUGAAUAGAAGAUGAACGAUACCAAUGUCUUCUAUUUUACAUACGUCUUUGACCAUUUUAUUGUAUAUAAAAUUAUGGGAGAUAUUCUAUCUUGUUGAUGGAAUUAGCUGUGCACCAAUGUCUAAUAUAUGGAAUGAAACAUCAGAUGGCCAGUUUGGAUUGCACUGUAUUAAGUUCAUUAUGAAAGCAAUACCACCACUCUUUAUAAAGUUUAUUUGUUGCAAUUGCAAAUUUGUGUAUGUAAGCGUGAGGGUGGUGUGUGUACAGUGACUCGCGUUCGGGGGGGGGGGGGGUGUGAGGGUGUGUGGGGGGAUGCGCGCAUGUCUCUGAGAGGGUCUAGGCAGCCCUUAAAAAAAUAAUCGAAACAAUCGAGAAAUACCCGACUCUGGAACAAAAUUUGCCAAAAAUCAUAUCAGAUAAUUCUGUAUUCUGACAUUUUAUUAGAAUUUGUGUUUUAAAUCCAAUUUAUUUUGACACUGACGGAGUACUUCAUUUCACAUAUCAAUUCUCUGCAUAUACUAUGAGAUUAAUUCUCUCAUCUGUUUUUCCCAUCGGAAUUGAAGUCAAAUCUAGCUGUGUAUGAUGAUUAAUCGAUACCGUGGGGAAAACAAACAUCAUGUGAGGUUUUUUCAUUUCAUAUUUCGUUGUACAAUAAAAAAAAAUUGCAUCAGUAAUGAUUAUAAAAAAUAGAACUAUUGUCAAUAUCAAUUUACCAAUAAGUGAAAGUAUUCGGAUGCAGUAUCCAUUUGUGAAGGGUUUUAUAAAUCGUGAAUGUGAGACUAUUAUGAAAAAAUUUUUAUCAAAAGAAAUUAGUCCAAAUUGCAAUUGUCACAUUCACGCAUAUGUUAUUACUUGCAAAACCAUAAAUUAGCUGUUAUGCCGACCGAAAUCGUCUCCAAUCCAACCAAUCAAAUCUGCGUUAUCAGAAUUUCUUUAUCCAACCCAAUAUUGUUUAAAAUAUGAACCAAGCAAAAAAAAAAAAAAACAUAUUACACCAUAUCGUUGGGUUUUGAGUUGGUUUCGUUGGCGUGGCUGUGUCAUUUUACCCAAGAUGAAAAAUAAUAUGAGGUUUUACGUAAAUGGGAUGAUUUGUUACCACUACAAUAAUACCACAUGCUUUGAAGUCACGUCCUGAUUGAAAUUUAUUGCCAAGAAAAAAUUCAAAAUCUUCAUAUUGAUUAAGCAAUGCAUUUUCACAAUUUUCGUCUCCGAUCGUAAUAUUUCAUUUAUGAAGCUGACUUUGCAUUGUAUAAGCUAUGCAUUGAGUGAAUCCACCUAUUUCCACAUUAAUAUUAACAUUUGAUCCGUCUCUUUAAAAAUAUAUGUCAAUAAUUGUGGCCUAUAAAAUAAAAAAAUAAUCUAUGUUUGUACACUUUCUUAAUUCUCAGUAUUUCUAUCGAAUGUAAAUUACGUGUAAUGAUCAUGUGUUAUUUUUUCUUCUGUUGGAAAUGAAUAAAUAUGAAUUUGAAUAUGAAA
Molecule: messenger RNA, 3523 nt
Organism: Lytechinus pictus (painted urchin)
Lineage: Eukaryota; Metazoa; Echinodermata; Echinoidea; Temnopleuroida; Toxopneustidae
Product: UDP-glucuronosyltransferase 2C1-like
Exons: 5
Coding region: 400-2055 (551 amino acids)
Molecular function (GO): UDP-glycosyltransferase activity
Source: RefSeq, a predicted model, not a curated record